Messenger RNA from Hydatigera taeniaeformis, 336 nucleotides. Lineage: Eukaryota; Metazoa; Platyhelminthes; Cestoda; Cyclophyllidea; Taeniidae. The record is from the annotation of a GenBank genome assembly.
AUGUGGCUGUUUAUUCUCCUCUUCUACCUUUUUCCUUUGCGUGCGGAAUUACAGGAGGACCUUUUGUUUAGAUCUGGAGACUACGCGAUCUACUGUACAAGAUUGGACAAGUUUGGGAACUGUUCAGCUCUUCGCAUCGACUCCUCAAAGAAUGAUUUUAAGGAACCGUCAGCCUCGCGAAACUCGACCAAGUUCGCCCUGGGAACCUUCAGUCGCCCACGGCUCUCCUCACGCAUGGUUCGCCGCGAUGCUGAAAUGUUUGAAGUGAGUGUUAGGGAAGAGACGGAAGAUGUGCGGAAGCUAAAAACUGCCCACGAUGAGGUUGAGUUCUUCUAG